UUUUUCCUUUGCCGGAGUCGAGCGGGUGCUGCUAGCGGAGGCGCCAUAUUGGAAGGGACAAAACUCCGGCGACAGCGAGUGACACAAAUAAACCCCUGGACCCGUUCGUCCCCGCAGCAGUCAGGGCCGCGAUGUUGUACCUAGAAGACUAUUUGGAAAUGAUUGAGCAGCUUCCGAUGGACCUGCGGGACCGCUUCACGGAGAUGCGCGAGAUGGAUCUGCAAGUGCAGAAUGCAAUGGAUCAACUAGAACAAAGAGUCAGUGAAUUCUUUAUGAAUGCGAAGAAGAAUAAGCCUGAGUGGCGAGAAGAACAGAUGGCAUCCAUCAAAAAAGACUACUAUAAGGCAUUGGAAGAUGCAGAUGAGAAAGUACAGUUGGCAAACCAAAUUUAUGAUUUGGUAGAUCGCCACUUGAGAAAACUGGACCAGGAACUGGCUAAGUUUAAAAUGGAACUGGAAGCUGACAAUGCUGGAAUUACAGAAAUAUUAGAGAGGCGAUCUUUGGAAUUAGAUGCUCCUUCCCAGCCAGUGAACAAUCACCAUGCUCACUCACAUACUCCUGUGGAGAAAAGGAAGUAUAAUCCGACUUCUCACCAUACAGCAACAGAUCAUAUCCCUGAAAAGAAAUUCAAAUCCGAAGCUCUCCUGUCCACCCUUACGUCUGACGCUUCUAAGGAGAACACGCUGGGUUGUCGAAAUAAUAAUUCCACAGCUUCCUCCAACAAUGCUUACAAUGUGAAUUCGACCCAACCCCUGGCAUCCUACAACAUUGGCUCGCUGUCUUCAGGGACUGGCGCAGGGGCCAUCACCAUGGCUGCAGCUCAGGCAGUGCAGGCGACAGCACAGAUGAAAGAAGGAAGAAGAACAUCAAGUUUAAAAGCCAGUUAUGAAGCAUUUAAGAAUAAUGACUUUCAGCUGGGAAAAGAGUUUUCAAUGCCCAGAGAAACAGCUGGCUAUUCCUCCUCAUCGGCGCUCAUGACAACCUUAACACAGAAUGCCAGUUCCUCGGCAGCCGACUCGCGCAGUGGCAGAAAGAGCAAAAACAACACCAAAUCUUCAAGCCAGCAGUCCUCCUCCUCCUCCUCCUCCUCUUCCUCCUUAUCUUUGUGUUCAUCAUCCUCAACUGUAGUACAAGAAGUAUCCCAGCAAACAACAGUAGUGCCGGAAUCUGAUUCCAACAGUCAAGUUGAUUGGACUUAUGACCCAAAUGAACCCCGGUAUUGCAUCUGUAAUCAGGUAUCCUAUGGCGAGAUGGUGGGAUGUGAUAACCAGGAUUGUCCAAUAGAGUGGUUCCACUACGGGUGCGUUGGCUUGACAGAGGCACCAAAGGGGAAGUGGUACUGCCCGCAGUGCACCGCUGCCAUGAAGAGGAGGGGCAGUCGGCACAAGUAGAGGAGCUCCUCCAC
Messenger RNA from Acomys russatus (golden spiny mouse), 1405 nucleotides. RefSeq names its product inhibitor of growth family member 3 (gene Ing3). Gene Ontology annotation, cellular component: NuA4 histone acetyltransferase complex. The record is from RefSeq and is a predicted model, not a curated record. Gene Ontology annotation, biological process: regulation of DNA-templated transcription. The transcript has 12 exons. NCBI's taxonomy places the organism in Eukaryota, Metazoa, Chordata, Mammalia, Rodentia, Muridae. The coding region runs from base 132 to 1391 and encodes 419 amino acids.